AUAUAAACCUUCAUUGCUUCUCUCUCAGACACACAUUCAUUCAUAUUCCAAAAUCCAAAGCUUCUCUCAUUUGUAUCUAUAAAAACAACCCUAGUUCUACACAUAGUCACUGUGUGUGUUGUGUUCUGUUCUUGUUUCUAUUGUGAUAUUUAAUUUGUCACUGCGUACGUGUUUUGUUCUUGUUGUUGUCGUGAUCAUGGCUGACAAUUACCAUCAAGCUCCUAAGACUGAAGAGUACUGUGAAACUGUCACCAUCGUGAAGGUGGAGGUUGAGGAGCCGAAACUUGAGUGUAAGGAAGAGAAGAAGGAAAGCUUGUUGCAGAAACUUCAUCGAUCAGAAAGCAAUUGCAGCAGUUCUAGCGAUGAGGAGUGUAAGGAGGGAGAAAACAAGAAGGAGCUAAAGGAAAAGAUUGAGAAAAAAAUAGACGAGAAGAAAGAUAAACUCAAGGAAGAUGUAGAAGAGGCAAAGUACAAAAUUGAAAAAGUCAAGGAGAAUAUUGAGUAUAAAGUCGAAGAGGUUAAAGAGAAAACGGAGGAGAAAGUAGAAGAAAUCAAGAAAAAAAUAGAGGAAAAAGAGCACGAAGGCAAAUACAAAGAAGAGGAACUAAAAGAAAAGAUUGAGUGUGAACUAGAAGAGGCGAAAGAGAAGAUCAAAGAAAAAGAUUAUGAGGUCAAGUACAAGAAUGGAGAACACAAAGAAAAAGUAAAAAAAGAAGUGGAGGAGGCCAAGUACAAAAUAGAAGAAUUCAAAGAGAAUGUUGAGUGUAAAGAAGAAGAAGUUAAAGAGAAAGUUGAGGAGAAAAUCGAAGAAAUCAAGGAAAAGAUAGAGUGUGAAGUAGAAGAGGCCAAACAUAAAAUCAAAGAAAAGGAGUAUGAGGCUGACUAUAAGAAGGAAGAGCACAAGGAAAAAUUCAAAGAAGAACUAGCCGAGGCUAAGUACAAAGUAGAAAAAAUCAAGGAAAAGAUCGAGUGUGAAGUAGAAGAGGCAAAACAUAAAAUCAAAGAAAAGGAGUAUGAGGCCGACUAUAAGAAGGAAGAGCAGAAGGAAAAAUUCAAAGAAGAACUAGCCGAGGCUAAGUACAAAGUAGAAGAAAUCAAGGAAAAGAUCGAGUGUGAAGUAGAAGAGGCCAAAGAGAAAAUCAAAGAAAAGGAAUAUGAGGCUGAGUACAAGAAGGAAGAGCACAAGGAAAAACUCAAGAAAGAAGUAGAGGAGGCCAAGUACAAAAUAGAAGAAUUCAAGGAUAAUAUUGACUAUAAAGUAGAGGAGAUUAAGGAGAAAAUUGAGGAAAAAAUUGAAGAAAUCAAGGAAAAGGUCGAGUAUGAAGUAGAAGAGGCCAAAGAGAAACAUAAGGAAAAGGAAUAUGAAUCUAAGCAUAAGAAGGAAGAACGCAAGGAAAAACUUAAGGAAGAAGUAGAGGAGGCAAAGUACAAAAUAGAAGAAUUAAAGGAAAAGAUCGAGCAUAAAAUAGAAGAAGUUAAGGAGAAAAUUGAUGAGAAAGUCGAAGAAAUUGAGCACAAGGUUGAAUGUGAAGUAGAAGAAGCCAAAGAAAAACAUAAGGAAAAAAAGUAUGAAUCCGAGUACAAAAAGGAAGAACGGAAGGAAAAACUCAAAGAAGAAGUAGAGGAGGCAAAGUACAAAAUAGAAGAAUUGAAAGAAAAAGUUGAGUGUGAAGUAGAGGAGGUUAAGAAUAAAAUCGAGGAGAAAGUGAAAGAAAUUGAGGAAAAGGUUGAGUGUGAAAUAGAAGAGGCCAAAGAGAAACACAAGGAAAAAGAGUACGAGUCUGAGUACAAGAAGGAAGAGCGCAAGGAAAAACUCAAGGAGGAGAUCGAGGAGGCCAAGUACAAAAUAGAAGAAAUCAAGGAAAAGAUUGAGUGUGAAGUAGAAGAGGCCAAAGAGAAAAUCAAGGAAAAAGAAUAUGAGGUUGAGUAUAAAAAGGAAGAGCAUAAGGAAAAAAUCAAGGAAGAAGUAAAGGAGGCCAAAUACAAAAUAGAAGAAUUAAAGGAGAAUGUUGAGUGUAAAGUCGAAGAGAUUGAAGAGAAAAUUGAGGAAAAAAUCGAAGAAAUCAAGGAAAAAGUUGAGUGUGAAGUAGAAGAGGCUAAAGAGAAAAUUAAGGAAAAAGAAUAUGAGGCCGAGUAUAAGAAAGAAGAGCAUAAGGAAAAACUAAAGGAAGAAGUAGAUGACGCCAAAUACAAAAUAGACGAAUUGAAGGAGAAUGCCGAGUGCAAAGUGGAAGAGAUUAAAGAGAAAACUGAGGAGAAAAUUGAAGAAAUCAAGGAAAAAGUCGAAGAGAAAAUUGAGGAGCACAGAGAGAAGAAAGAAGAAAAGAAAGAAAAGAAAGAACUUGAGAAAAUCAAGAAGCAUAAGGAAGAAACUUAUGCCCCUAUAAAGACCUAUGAGGAAGUUGCCAUAUUUCAAGAGCCAGAUUCAUGUGAACAAAAAGAGAAAAAAGUAUUUGUCGUUGAAAAAGUUGAAGAGGAUUGUGUUGCUUCGCUACCACCUCCAGUAGUGGCGCAUAACGAGUACAUCCCUGUUGAAGUUGAACACAAAGAGAAGAAGGGUAUCUUUGGAAAGAUUAAAGAGAAGUUCCAUGGACAUCAUUCAAAGAACGAAGAGAAGAAGGAAAAAGAGCACUACUGAAAAAAAUGUUUUUGAUCAGUUUGUUGGUUUGGUUUGUAAUUGAUUUGUGAUUAUGUGUUGUUUAUUGUUUUCAUUAUUGUCCCUUUUGAUUAAGUACAUUCUUAAGUACGGGAUUUGUUUGUGAUUUCUAAAGUGUGUUGUUUAUGAUAAAUGUCAAGCAUACAAAUUUGUAUUCUUUUAAAUGUUUGUGUAAAAAGCAAUUAGCUUUUGUAUAUUUGAAUAAUACAUUCAUAUUCAUAUU
Messenger RNA from Lactuca sativa (garden lettuce), 2879 nucleotides. RefSeq lists its product as uncharacterized. The record is from RefSeq and is a predicted model, not a curated record. Gene Ontology annotation, molecular function: lipid binding. Gene Ontology annotation, cellular component: extracellular region. Gene Ontology annotation, biological process: lipid transport; lipoprotein metabolic process. NCBI's taxonomy places the organism in Eukaryota, Viridiplantae, Streptophyta, Magnoliopsida, Asterales, Asteraceae.